This is a messenger RNA of Naumovozyma dairenensis CBS 421, 1263 nucleotides long. It is a transcript of the gene CTR1, whose product is annotated as high-affinity Cu transporter CTR1. Gene Ontology annotation, biological process: intracellular copper ion homeostasis; copper ion transmembrane transport. The transcript has a single exon. The coding region runs from base 1 to 1263 and encodes 420 amino acids. Gene Ontology annotation, cellular component: plasma membrane. The record is from RefSeq and is a predicted model, not a curated record. Gene Ontology annotation, molecular function: copper ion transmembrane transporter activity. Lineage: Eukaryota; Fungi; Ascomycota; Saccharomycetes; Saccharomycetales; Saccharomycetaceae.
AUGAAUAUGAACAGUGCUUCCGCUGGCGGACAAGACAUGAUAUCAUCCAUGAUGGAGAUGAUCUCGAGUACACUAGAACAAUCAAUGAUGACAAUGAUCAUGUCCAGCUCCCUGCCGUCUUCUUCCACGACCAUGUCUGCUCCUACCUCAAUGUUAAUGUCAACAUCUUCUUCGAUAGAAACGGGACCUAUGAGUAUGUCCAUGCCCUCCUCCAUGAGCAUGCCGAUCUCUUCUUCUAGCGGAUUAGUGGCUCCUUCCGUUUACAUGGCUGGCCAUCCAAGUUCUACAAUGAUAAUGUCAACCUCAACAGGAGGAAAUAGUAAUAUGACCGCAACAAUGAAUGAGGGGUCCAUGAAUUCCGAGAUGAAUAUGAACAUGGACAUGGAAAUGAAUUCCUAUUUAACUUCCAAGUAUAAGAAUUAUCCCGUUUUAUUUCAAAAGCUGUAUGCAGACACCAGAGGAAAGGCGUUUGGUAUUUUUCUAUUAGUUGUAGUUGCUUCGUUUGUGUAUAAGGCCCUACUAUUUGUAAGUUGGUGUUUGGAAGUCCACUGGUUUAAAAAGUGGGACGCAUCUGGCAAACAUACGUCCAUAAAAAAUGCAACAGAAAAUACAAGAGAUGAGGAAAGGGACACUGAAUAUUUUGUAGAGAAUGGAUUAGAAAUGAAACCGUUACCAAAGUUGCCAAAUUUAUUGACUGAUUUUAUGGUCACUUCAUACACCGAUCUUUUACAUGAUUUUAUACGGGCAAUAUUGAUAUUUUGCUCUACGAUGAUUAUCUACAUGUUAAUGUUAGUUGCAAUGUCAUUUAUCUUAACUUAUGUUUUUGCUGUUAUUCUCGGUCUUACCUUGGCUGAAGUGUUUUUUAACAGAUUGAAGAUAUGUAUGCUGAAAAGAUGGGACAUACAAAGAGAAAUCGAGUUAGCCCAAAACUGUCCAGGUGCUGGUAAUUGUAAAUGUGGGAGACACAUACUACAAGUUAAUAAUCCUAGAAUGGAUGAAGCUGAUUCAAUAUCAUCUAUCUCUGCGGGGGAAACUAGUCCUGAUGAAAAAGCGACGAAGAAGGAUUUGAAUCUAAGAGAAGAAAAUUCAGAAACACAAGUAGUCCAGGAGGAUUUAUCUUGUGGUUCGGCUUGCAGGUGCGUACCGGAACCUAGUGAAAAUGAGAGGCGUAUCGAGAGAAAUAUUCUUGAAUCAUCCAAACUUCAAGAACAAUCUGGAGAUAUGGAUACUAAUUUAAUGCCAGCAGAAAAAUACAAACAAUAG